AUGGCCACGACUGCCUUCCGCUUCUGUCUACUCUGGGCCUUCUUUGCUGCAUUCGUCGCCGCCAGUUCGACCACACGCAACCCACUGCGUGCCAUAUCCACAAUUCAAAAUGCCACAAUAGACACACAUACCCAUCGUGUGACGGCUUUGCAUCACUUCGACUUGACUUUCGCAUUGCGCCCGGAUUUACAUGUCAAACUCUCGCUUGAGCCCAACGACGACCUUCUUCCAAACUCCGGUCUGGUCGUCUCCUACUUGAACUCCGACGGAACUAUCUCUAGGACCGAGGACCUUGAUCGGCUGGCCCACAAGGUCUUCCGAGGAAGCGCCUGGUACCGUCAGGAAAACGUCGACGAUGAAUGGAUAAGAGCAGGAUGGGCAAGAAUCACAAUUGUCAAGGACGGUCUGCAGCCUCUGUUUCAGGGUGCAUUUUCGUUGAACCACGAUAACCACCACAUUCAACUCGCCCCGCACUUUGCCCACACACGCCAUGACCUUGAUCCUCAUGUUGAUACUGCAGAUGAGAAUGCCAUGGUUGUCUACCGCGAUUCAGACAUCCUGCUGGACCAGGACGUCGACUAUCAUAUGCAAGAGCUGAGAAGAAGUCUGGAUUAUAAUGAUGGACUCACCUGCCAGUCAGACAACCUAGGCUUCAACAGUCAACCUGAUCAUCCUGUCUACACCGCCAUGCUACGACGAUCCGACUCUGUCCUAGGUAGCGAAACUCUAGGUAAUCUGUUCGGUAAGCGCCAGGUCGAUAGCAGUACCUCCGGCAACUCUGCGGGCGUCGAUCUCAGUUCCACUAUUGGCCAGACCAAAGGUUGUCCGACCACUAGACAAGUUGCCCUUGUUGGCGUCGCUACAGACUGCACAUACACUGCCCAGUUCAACUCGACCGAGUCUGUACGCAUGAAUGUCAUUGACCAGAUGAAUACAGCAUCCAGCAUAUACGAACAAACUUUUAACAUCUCACUUGGUUUGGCCAACUUGACCAUCUCAGACUCAAACUGUCCUGGAACGCCCAACUCUGCAAGUGCUUGGAACCAGGCCUGUAGCGAUAGCGUCGAAAUUCAAGAUCGACUCAAUUUGUUUAGUGCAUGGAGAGGAAACCAAAAGGACAGCAACAGCCACUGGACCCUACUCAGCACUUGCAACACUGGUAGCGCAGUCGGUCUCGCCUGGCUUGGUCAAGCAUGCGUUCAGACGGCCUAUUCCACAAACAGCAGUACCACCGGCAACGGACAAUCUUCUAGCGCUGGCGCCGAGACCGUGACAGGUGCAAACGUCGUCGUCCGAACCCGAGGAGCAUCAGAGUGGCAGAUUAUCGCCCACGAGACUGGCCACACUUUCGGUGCUGUUCAUGAUUGUACAGAUCAAACCUGCGCACAAGCUUCGACCGUCAGCAGUCAACAGUGCUGUCCCCUAAGUUCUUCUGUCUGCAACGCAGGCGCGAACUAUAUCAUGAAUCCUUCGACCAGUUCUGGUGUCAAGACCUUCAGUCCAUGCAGUAUCGGCAACAUUUGCAGUGCUCUAGGUCGCAAUAGCGUCAAAUCUACCUGUCUGACUGCCAACAGAAACAUCAAGACCAUCGGCACACAGGAGUGUGGCAACGGCAUCGUUGAGGAGGGUGAAGACUGUGAUUGUGGUGGCGAGUCUGGAUGUUCGGGCAAUUCAUGCUGUGACGCGACAACUUGCAAAUUCAAGAACAGUGCCGUCUGUGAUGACAGCAACGAAGGCUGCUGCCACAACUGCCAAUUCGCCUCCAACGGAACCGUUUGUCGCGCUUCGACAGGGCCCUGUGAUCCCGCAGAGACUUGCCCUGGAACCUCGGGCAGCUGUCCUCAAGAUGCGAACGCGCCCGAUGGUGAUAGCUGUGGAAACAGCCUCCAGUGUGCCAGCGGCCAGUGCACAAGUCGUGAUCAGCAGUGCAGAAGCGUCAUGGGCGGCUACCAAGGCGUUGGAAACAACACUUCGGCUUGCGACAGCUCAACCUGCCAGAUCAAAUGCUCGGGCGGUCGUUCCUCUGUGUUCGGAAACAAUGUCUGCUUCGAGGUGCAACAGAACUUCUUAGACGGCACACCUUGCGGAGGCGGAGGCACAAACACCGGAGGCGAGAUUCGCUCAUGGAUCGACGACCACAAGGCCGUUGUGAUCGGUGUAUGCUGUGGCGUAGGCGGUCUCCUCCUCUUCCUCAUCUUCGGCUGCUGCACUCGUGCCUGCAAGAGACGCAGAGCCAAGCCUGCGAAGAUGCAAUCACCACCGCCUGGCUGGGGCACCCAGAUGCGUCCUAUGCCGCAAAACCCUUCGUACCCGCCGCCUCAGCAACAUUAUGGACAAGGGUAUGGGCAGCAGUGGGCUCCACCGCAAGGGCCGCCUCCACCGGCGUAUACACCAGGAGCGCGGUAUGCAUGA
Messenger RNA from Aureobasidium uvarum, 2412 nucleotides. The record is from the annotation of a GenBank genome assembly. Lineage: Eukaryota; Fungi; Ascomycota; Dothideomycetes; Dothideales; Saccotheciaceae.